This is a messenger RNA of Chiloscyllium plagiosum (whitespotted bambooshark), 3918 nucleotides long. The record is from RefSeq and is a predicted model, not a curated record. Lineage: Eukaryota; Metazoa; Chordata; Chondrichthyes; Orectolobiformes; Hemiscylliidae.
AUUCCGGUGGGGAAGAAGACAGCAGAGUGAACGUUUGAGUCCAGUGACGCUUGUUCAGGCCCGUUGCGCUCUCCCCUGUGUUGACGAUCAUCAGAAUCUGGAAAUGUCUGACACCCCAGUGGCUGGGGUUUCAAACAGGGGAGAAGACACUGCAGCGUCAUUAAUGAGAAAGGAGACAGAUGAUCAGAAUCUGGGAAUGUGUGACAACCGAAUGGCAGACGAUUCAAGCAGCAAAGAAGAUAAACAGCUUCAGGAAUGAGAAAAUAAUCUGAAUCUGGGAUUCUAUGACAUGACAAUGACUGAAGACUCAAACGGGGGGAAGAUACUACAACUUCAGGAAUGAGCAAGGGCAAGGUAAUUAGAAUCUGGGAUAGGGGGUGAAACCCCAACGGCUGAAGAUCCAGACAGAGGAAAAGAUACCACAACUUCAGGAAUUAGCAAGGACACAGAUCAUCAGAAUCUGGGGACAUGUGACACCACAAAGGCUGUAGAUGUGAAUACUGGAGAAGAUACAACUACCUCAGAACGACAAAGAACACAAUUAAACCAAAUUUAUUGUUUUGUUUCUUCUUCCCUAACCCUUCCACCACCACCACCCCACUUCCGAUCCACACUUGACAAAUAUGGAGUUCUUGACACAGUGCAAUGAGGACCAGCUGUUCAAAUUGACAAAGUUGUACCGGGACAGACUGGAACAAGCGAUUGAAGAAGUCUCGCCUGAAAUCAGCGCAUUGCUAACGUAUGAAAAGCAUUUCACUGGACAGGAACAUCAGAAAGUCAUUGAACUCGUGGAGAAGGGAAACCAGGCGGACAGUUCCAAACUUCUCCUAACUCUUGUGAUGGGGAAAGGCUCUGUGGCUCGAAGAAUGAUGUGGGAAUCCUUUGUGAAAAUGCACCAUAGAUUACCAAAGUUGGAUAAAAUACUUAACGAAAUACAGGAAAUUGAUUUGGAACAACUUGAUAACGUGAACAUUGCAAAACGUUUACCUGAAGUCCCCAGCAACCUGAAAGGUGUUCAGGAAAAACACAAGGAAGUACUCCGGGUACAAACUCAAACACUGCAAGUGAGCACAAUCAUAAUAAAGGAGAAGGUGAAGACUUUCCAGCUGGUUGAUCGAUAUACUGAGCUAACAGUCAUCUCUGCUCUUCGAGAUCGGAAACUUGUAGAGCAUGAAUUGCUGGCAAGAGGUCGAGACCAUGAGGAGUGGAGAGAGAAACAUCUCCGGAGAGAACUGGAAAAAAUUCCAGUCGAUUGCUUGUUCCAGAGCAGUUUUUCCUGGAUAGGAUUUUUGGUCCAGAAAUUAAAGAAAUGGUUUUGGCAAUCCAAUUUCGGGAGUUCAGCAGUAGUGAGUGGAGUCCCAGGGAUUGGAAAAACAACAAUGGUGCAGAAGAUUGUUCAUGACUGGGCCAUUGGGAAAAUAUACCCACACUUUCAAUUUGUUUUCAGCUUUAAAUUCCGGCACUUAAACACUUAUAACGGCAGGGUUAACCUGAGGAAUCUGAUACUGGAUGAGUAUCCUUACUUUGAGAAUGUUCUGGGAGAGCUCUGGAAGAACCCAGAGGGUUUGCUUUUUAUAUUUGAUGGUUUGGAUGAAUUCAAGGAGAGGAUCGAUUUUGCUGGCCAUCAGAGAAGCACAGCACCUCAGCACAUGUGCACAGACCCUGAAAGCUGGUGUGAGAUGUCUGACAUUGUGUACAGUUUAAUUCAGCACAAGCUGCUCCCAGGAUGUUCAGUGUUAGUGACCACUCGUCCCACUGCAUUACAUUUAUUGGAAGUGGCUGAGGUCAGUGUCUGGGCUGAAAUCCUGGGAUUUGUUGGUGAUGAGCAGAAGGAAUACUUCAACAAGUUUUAUGAAGAUAAGAAAGUGGCAGCAGCUGUUUUCAAACACUUGAAGGAGAAUGAGAUCCUGUCCACUAUGUGCUAUAACCCUUCAUACUGCUGGAUCCUUGGUCUGUCACUGGGUUCCUUCUUCACGCAAAGAGGCAGGAAACAGCAGCAUGUUCCCAGGACCAUCACUCAGCUAUAUUCCUACUAUAUUUAUAACGUUCUGGAAAACCAUGGCCGAGAGAUUGAAAACCCUCGUGAGGUGUUACUGAAGCUUGGUGAGAUGGCCUUUGCUGGAGUCUCUGAGAAGACAAUUGUGUUUACAAAUGAAGAUUUGAUCCAGUACAACCUCCAGCCCUCCCAGUUCCUGUCUGGUUUCCUGAUGGAACUUUUGGAGAGAGAUGAUUCUGUUCGCAGCAUAGUUUACACUUUCCCGCACCUCACCAUCCAAGAAUUCAUAGCUGCGUUGGCACAGUUCCUCACUUCAGAUUCUGGGAACAUACAGGAACUCCUCAGUGAAGCCCAUAGCAAGGAAGAUGGGCGCUUUGAGAUAUUUCUCCGUUUUGUUAUUGGUCUGUCUUCUCAGUCAGCCAGGCCCCUGGAGAAGCUCCUUGGUCCAUUUUGUCAUGCGACAAUCUGUCAAGUGAUUGCUUGGGUGAAGGAGAAGGUUGAGGAACAGAUUAAAAACGCAGCAAGUAAACCUGAUCAAACCAACCUGUUGAACACAUUGCACUACAUGUUUGAGUCUCAGAAUAAGAAACUGCUUCAGGAAAUUGUGGAAUCUGCAGAAAUAUUUAAUUUACGUGGACUGAGACUGACUCCGAUUGACUAUCUGGUCCUAUCCAGUGUCUUUGAAUUCUGUGAUUGGGUUAGAAAACUCGACCUGCGGAAUUGUUACAUUAAGUGCGAAGGAUUGCAGCGGCUGGAUUCCAUACUCCACAAAUGUCGUGUGUUGAGACUGAGUUUUAAUGAACUUGGAGAUUCAGGAAUGAAACUACUGUCUGUAGUUCUGAGGAAGCCAGACUGUAAAAUACAAGAACUGGGCCUGGAGGAAAACAGUCUGACAGAUUGUUGUGCCGGAGAGCUCUCAUUUGCACUCAGUAUAAACAGGUCACUGAAUGUGCUGAAUCUGAGUAAUAAUGAGCUGGGUGAUUCUGGAGUGAAGUUACUGUGUGUCGCUCUGAGGAACCCUGACUGUACAAUACAGAAACUGCAAUUGGCUGAUGAUGGUCUCUCAGCUUCUUGUGUUGAGGAUCUUGUCUCUGUUCUCACUACAAACCGAUCACUGACAAAUCUGGACCUGAGUAAUAACAAACUGGGAGAUUCAGGAGUGAGACUCCUGUCUGUACCCUUGGGGAACUCGGACAGUAAAAUACAGGAAUUGGUGCUGAAAGAAGUUGGUCUCACAUCGGCUUGUGCUGCAGAUCUGGCUUCAGCGCUCCGUGCAAGCCCGGCACUGACCGUUCUAAACCUGGGUUAUAAUAAACUGGAGGAUUCAGGAGUAAAAGCACUGUGUGAAGCUCUAGCCAAUCCUAACUGUCAAGUACAGAAAUUGUGGCUCUGUGAGAAUGGGAUCUCAAAUGCAAGCAUGAAGUAUCUCACCUUCGCUCUCAGUUCAAACUGUUCAUUGAUCGAGUUGGACUUGGGCCACAAUAAAGUGCGUGAUUCAGGAGUGAAGCUUCUGUCUGCAGCUCUGCAGAAUGCAAAAUGCAAAAUUCAAAAACUGCGGCUGGAUGAUAACCGUCUCUCAGAUUCCUGUACUGAAGAUCUUGCCUCAGCCCUUAGUUCCAACCGGACACUGACACGGCUGAAUCUGGAAUGCAACUCCUUCACUGAUCAAUCAGUCCCAGCACUCCGCCGAAUCAUAAUGAAGUGCACUGGUCUAGCUUGCAUCGAGCUGUGGGACAACAAGUUCAGUUCAGAUGGAAAACAUCAACUCAAGUCACUCCAGGGUACAAGAUCUGGACUCAAUGUGGAGUUGUCAGCACGUUAAUUAUCACUUUGGCAUGAACUUGUGUUUAUAUAGAACAUAGAACAGUACAGCACAGAACAGGCCCUUCGGCCCACGAUGUUGUUCCGAACAUUUGUCCUAG